AUGUCGGCCUCACAAGCAGACUACAGGGACAGGCAAUUUCUUGCCGUGAUCGGUGAUGAGGACUCAGUGACCGGUUUACUCCUCGCCGGCAUUGGUCAUGUCACGGCAGCCCCAGACUCGCAAAAGAACUUCCUGGUGGUGGACAGCAAGACAGACAAUGCCACCAUCGAAUCCACGUUCGACAAGCUCAUUGAGCGCAAGGACAUUGGCAUUGUCCUGAUCAAUCAACAUGCAAGUUGCAUCUCUAUCGCCGACCGUAUACGCCAUCGCAUCGAUACCUACACCGCUGCCUUCCCAACCAUCCUGGAAAUACCAAGCAAAGACCACCCCUACGAUCCUGAGAAGGACAGCGUCUUGAGGCGGGUGCGCCGGCUGUUUGGAGAAUAA
Diaporthe amygdali is the source of this 387-nucleotide messenger RNA. RefSeq lists its product as uncharacterized. The record is from RefSeq and is a predicted model, not a curated record. Gene Ontology annotation, cellular component: proton-transporting V-type ATPase, V1 domain; fungal-type vacuole membrane. NCBI's taxonomy places the organism in Eukaryota, Fungi, Ascomycota, Sordariomycetes, Diaporthales, Diaporthaceae. Gene Ontology annotation, molecular function: proton-transporting ATPase activity, rotational mechanism. The transcript has 4 exons. Gene Ontology annotation, biological process: proton transmembrane transport. Bases 1 to 387 code for a protein of 128 amino acids.